Messenger RNA from Hemiscyllium ocellatum (epaulette shark), 2282 nucleotides. RefSeq names its product homologous recombination factor with OB-fold (gene hrob). Bases 98 to 2257 code for a protein of 719 amino acids. Gene Ontology annotation, biological process: recombinational repair. The transcript is spliced from 10 exons. The record is from RefSeq and is a predicted model, not a curated record. Lineage: Eukaryota; Metazoa; Chordata; Chondrichthyes; Orectolobiformes; Hemiscylliidae.
CAGGGCGGCGGUAAUUUUUGAGUAAGAGGACGUUGUUUUGAGUUUAGCGGCUUCAGGCUGCGGCAGAGACGGAGAGAAAAAGAAAGUCCACUCUGGAAUGGCUUGCAGUUUCCAGAAGCUAUUUUCUGUUGAUGAAGAGUUUGAUGAUGAUGAUGAUUUACUAUCAGCUGCGCUGGAUGUUGAAAAGACAACUACCAGUUCGUCUGGAGGAAAUCCAUGUGUUAGGUUAAGACCCAUUGCUUCAAUUCUCAGGACACCUGCUAACUCAUCUUAUGAACCCAAGAGCUUGUCACAUGGCACCUUAGGUCAGAGGUAUUGCCAGUUGGAGUAUGGUUGUACUUCAAAAUAUAUGACCAAUAAUUAUCCUACAAAAAGUGCAAUGGCAGCAUCAAUAGAUUCUUCUGAAUCAAACAACUGGAAUAGCAAACAAAAAUCAACCCCUGACUUAAAGCAGAGCACCACUGAAGUUGGCUCAGUUGAAGAAAUUGAUGAUUUAUUUUGGUCUGACUGUGAGGAGUUGGAGGAGGAUGGUAAUGUGCCAAAUACAACAUUGAGGAAGAUCAGUAGUCCAAGGUUUUUAGAGAAAACAGUUGUAACCCCUAGAAUUAUUCCUUCUCCAAAAUGUCAAAGAAAUGAUCUUGCUGUGCUCCCAGCGAAAUUACCACGACACGAGAAAACAGACACUGGCAAGAGUGAAAGUUCUAAAGUGACUGUUUCUUGCAAAAAUAGUCAAACAAUGAUUCAGAAAAAUUAUUCUGAGACUGCACGCAAAACUUCAAAGUUUCAUCCAUCAUUUGAAUUUAACCAGUGUCCAACUGCUGUGAGCAACUCCAAUUCUGGUGGCAUCAGAAAGCAAGGAGACAAAAAUUCCUCUGAGAUAAUUGAAAGUCAUGGUCAUUCUGCUACACUGUCGAAUGUUGUGCCAAGAACUGAAUUUUGUAGUUCUAUUCCAUAUGACAAUAUUAGAUCAGCAAAAGAAUUAACACCGGUGCCACAAAAUCAUUUAGGAACAAUCAUACGAGGGAGUGCUAUUGGCUCAUGUAAACUUGUGUCUUCAAACCUGCAGACCCCAUCUCCACCACAGCAAGUAAGUUCUACAGGUAUUAAAAACUGUCUAAAUCCAAUGUUAUUGAGACCAAAGCUACCUCUACAGAACUCUUCAAUCCCUAAACAUUCCAAUGGAGAUGUCAAAAGAGCAACUAUGUCCACUAGUGAUCCUCGACCAUUAAUUUGUGGUUUUGAAAGCCCAUCAGCUGCUAUUGGAGCUCAAUAUUCACCAGCAACAAAUUCUGGUUGCGUGGGAACCCCUGUUACCAAUCACUUGAUUCAGUUGGUAUCAGCAGCUAAUCGAACACCAGAAGCUGUGAGGUUAGACAGGCCCCGACCGAAGCGACGCUUUCCUGGACCUGCUGGAAUUCUUCCUCAACAGCAUCUUGGGAAAAACCUAGAUGAUGUCUUAAUUUCAGAUCCACAGACGCCAACUCAUGGUGCAGUGCCAAAGCUAAGGCCUCAGGAGGUCCCUGGUUCUCAACAAUCUGUUGAAGAUGACUUUGGUAGAGGUCCGUGGGCAACCAUGAAAGCAGAUUUAAGAUUGGAUGAGGAAGAUGCUGACUGUUUCCUUCGAAGUUACAGCAUUGUCAUGGUUCUACGAAAGGCAGCCUUAAAACAGCUUCCCAAAGGCAAGGUCCCAAAAAUGGCAGUUCUUGUAAAGUCACUGACACGCACAAAUACAGAUGCCAGUGCUGUUUUUAAAGAUCCAUCAGGAGAAAUGCAAGGCACCAUUCACAGGCAGCUUCUAGUUGAGGAACUGAAUAAUCUUAAGGUUGGAACAGUGCUUCUCUUGAAACAGGUUGGUGUAUUUUCUCCAUCACUUAGAAAUCAUUAUUUGAAUAUAACACGAAGCAAUGUGAUAAGAAUAUACCCGCAAGAUGCCAGUGAAUGCAUUCGUAACCAGCUGGAUCAGAGUCCUGAGAAUCACAUUGCAUUUCAACAUUCCACCUUUGACUUCGUGGCUGGGUCUCCCUGUAAACCGAGAUGUGAAUCUUUAAUGAUGGACAGAAAUUCCUGUACAGACUCCACAUCAUGGGCUUCUCAGACACCACCACCUUGUACAAGGGAUAAAAGCAUGGCUUUAUCUGAAUAUAAAGGCACCGCAUUACAAGAAUAUUGUGCAGAAAACUGGGAAGAAGAUGGUCUUGACUGCCUGAUGGCUGAACUGCCAGAGGAACUGUUCACCCCAUUUUUAGAGCCUAGUUAAUGUCCCUGUGGAGCACAGAAUUGAA